AUGCCGAGAAUCAGCGACCUGGACGGCCAGAUCGAGCACCGGCGCUGCGAGCUCUCAAGGAGAGCGAGUGAAGGCGCUGGCGCCAAGGCCCGGGAGAUCCUGGUGGAGGAAAGCAACGUGCAGCGGGUGGAUUCUCCUGUGACAGUGUGUGGGGACAUCCACGGUCAGUUCUAUGACCUCAAGGAGCUCUUCAGGGUUGGGGGUGACGUCCCAGAGACCAAUUACCUCUUUAUGGGCGACUUCGUGGAUCGGGGCUUCUACAGCGUUGAGACCUUCCUACUGCUGCUGGCACUCAAGGUGCGCUACCCCGACCGCAUCACACUGAUCCGGGGCAACCAUGAGAGCCGGCAGAUCACGCAGGUGUACGGCUUCUACGAUGAGUGUCUGCGCAAGUACGGCUCCGUCACUGUGUGGCGCUACUGCACCGAGAUCUUCGACUACCUCAGCCUGUCGGCCAUCAUCGACGGCAAGAUCUUCUGCGUCCACGGGGGCCUCUCCCCGUCCAUCCAGACGCUGGAUCAGAUCCGCACGAUUGACCGAAAGCAGGAGGUGCCGCACGACGGCCCCAUGUGUGACCUGCUCUGGUCUGACCCCGAAGACACAACGGGCUGGGGUGUGAGCCCGCGGGGCGCCGGGUACCUCUUCGGCAGCGACGUGGUUGCCCAGUUCAACGCCUCCAAUGACAUCGACAUGAUCUGCCGCGCCCACCAGCUGGUCAUGGAGGGGUACAAGUGGCACUUCAACGAGACUGUGCUCACAGUCUGGUCGGCCCCCAACUAUUGCUACCGGUGUGGGAACGUGGCUGCCAUCCUGGAGCUGGAUGAGCACCUGCAGAAGGAAUUUAUCAUCUUUGAAGCUGCCCCCCAGGAGACCCGGGGGAUCCCCUCCAAGAAGCCCGUUGCCGACUACUUUCUGUGACACCCCUCCCCCCCGGACUGAGGCAGCCCCUGGCUUCCCCUGCCGGGGGGGGUUUGGGGGCACUUGGCGAGCUGAUCCCGGCCCCACUUGUUGCCUGGGGUGUUGAACGUGGGGCCACCCAGAAUCCAGCCCUGCUCUGGGUUGAACUGACUGUUACCUCCCUGCCCCCGUCUCCCUCCUGCUCCAUGUUACCCCUCCCCCUCCGUAGCGCCCCCAAAUCAACAGCUGAUUUCUCCAGG
Messenger RNA from Gopherus evgoodei (Goodes thornscrub tortoise), 1157 nucleotides. RefSeq names its product protein phosphatase 4 catalytic subunit (gene PPP4C). Lineage: Eukaryota; Metazoa; Chordata; Testudines; Testudinidae. Gene Ontology annotation, biological process: peptidyl-serine dephosphorylation; double-strand break repair via homologous recombination. The record is from RefSeq and is a predicted model, not a curated record. Gene Ontology annotation, molecular function: protein serine/threonine phosphatase activity. Gene Ontology annotation, cellular component: nucleus; cytoplasm.